Oncorhynchus tshawytscha (Chinook salmon) is the source of this 1617-nucleotide messenger RNA. Its product is annotated as alpha-(1,3)-fucosyltransferase 7-like. Gene Ontology annotation, molecular function: alpha-(1->3)-fucosyltransferase activity. NCBI's taxonomy places the organism in Eukaryota, Metazoa, Chordata, Actinopteri, Salmoniformes, Salmonidae. The record is from RefSeq and is a predicted model, not a curated record. Gene Ontology annotation, cellular component: membrane.
UCACAACCCUUUUCACCUCUGCCUUCUGUGGACACCUCAAGCAGACAGGGACUUCACAUCCACGGACCCACAGCCCACCUCCCAGCAGUGAAAGAACACGGAUGACAAACAAGGGUCCAGCUCUACAAUGAAAUCCCCCUCAUUUUGCCUCAGGCUCUUCCUCCUCAUCUGCCUGGCCUCUCUACUGUUCUUUCUGGUGGGACAGGGGAGUGAGGGUGGGUGGGAUCCAAACUCUGACAGAAGCCACAACAUCACCAUCCUGCUGUGGCACUGGCCCUUUGGCCCCUCCUACAAUUUGGAGGGAGACGUGUGCUGGAACCGGUACCGUAUCCCCGACUUCCGCCUGGUGGACCAGCACUCUCUCUACCCCAGUGCUGACCUGGUGGUCUUCCACCAUAGAGAGCUGAUGAACGGCCAGGAGCGGCUGCCCCUCCACCUUCACCGGCCAAGGCACCAGAAGUGGGUCUGCUCUCUCGAGUCCCCUGACAACAGCAGAUACCUGAAGCCCUUCAAUAAUGUGUUCAACUGGACCAUGUCCUACCGCCGCGAUGCCGAUAUCACCAUGCCCUAUGGUAAGCUGCUGCCGAAGGACUGUGAUACUGGUAAUGAUAGCAGCACAGAAGACAUCAUUCCCAAAAAUAAGUCCAUUCUGGCCUGCUGGGUUGUUAGUCACUAUGAGCCUCAGCACAGAAGGAGCUUGGUGUACAAGAGCCUGAAAAGAAGCAUCCCAGUGGAGGUGUAUGGUCGCUUGAGAGGGAGUGUUUUGGCCUCCAUCGACCUGCUGCCCACCAUCUCAAGCUGCUACUUCUACCUGUCCUUCGAGAACUCCAUCUCCAAGGAUUACAUCACUGAGAAGCUCUGGCGGAACGCUUACCAGGCAGGGGCGGUGCCUGUGGUUCUGGGUCCACCUCCAGAUGACUACAUAGCCGUGGCGCCGCCCAACUCCUUCAUCCACGUUGAGGACUUUCCAUCCACCAAGGAGCUGGGGAACUAUCUCCGCCAGCUGCAACUGGACAAGGAGAGAUAUGCUGGGUACUUAGCGUGGCGGCAUAGCUAUCAGGUGAAAGUGUAUACAGACUGGAGGGAGAGGCUGUGUAGCAUCUGCCCCCAGUAUCACAGCCUGCCUGCUCAGAAGGUUUACCAUGACCUGGAAGCCUGGGUCAGGAAGUGAAACCACACCCUUGGUUCACUUUGGCAGCUCCUCAGACUUUCUGCAUCCUAAAUAGCACCCGUUUCACUAUGCAGGUCCUUACAUUUGACCAGGGCUCAUAGGGUCUGGUCAAAAGUAGUGCACUAUACAAGGGGAGUGACAUUUAGGACACCUUUUAAAAAUGUGAAGGUGGUCUUCUCUAGGACCAGCUCUUUUCACAUACAUGGACAUUUCAGCAAUAAACCACCUCCCCACAUAACUAAUGUGUGAGAAACAGAAAGUGGUUGAGCAUUUAUGGGUGAUCUGUGUUACACAUGCAGCAUUUAUACACACAAUAGCAUAUUCACUAACUGUUGUUACGACACAGGUUGACAUGGAAAAUAAAAAAUAUUUAAUUGUGUGGUGCAAAAGUUACAAGUAACAUCUUAAGGUUGCCCCAGAGAAAUAGCCAGAGUUUCAAUAAAAUU